AUUCAAGUUGCGUCUCUCAGUGAUCUCUGGCAGGAGAGAAUACCAUCGGUCGUUAAACUCCUUCAUUACUCCCUCGUGCUCCUCUCUCUUGUGAAGGUAGUCAGGUUCCUACCAUGAUCGGAGACUUCCCCCAUCCCCUGGUCGGGCCAUCCUCAAAAGAGCGGAAAUAUGAUCGUCAGUUGCGGCUAUGGGCUGCUAGUGGACAGCAAGCUUUGGAAGAGUCCAGGGUGCUACUAGUCAACUCCGACGGGUCAUGGGGCAACCAGAGUACCGGAGUAUCUGGCGUAGUGGGUGUCGAGGCGCUGAAAAACCUUGUACUCCCAGGUAUUGGAGGCUUUACGAUUGUCGAUCCAGCUAUUGUCACUGAGCCGGAUCUUGGGGUGAACUUCUUUCUGGAGCAAGAGAGCCUGGGUAAAUCCAGGGCCGAGGAGACAUGUCGACUGUUAAAGGAGCUGAAUCCGGACGUAGAGGGCAGGUUCUAUUCGAAGUCGAUCGCGGAGGUUUUGCAGCAGGAUCCAAAUUUUCUCCCCCAGCAUAAACUGGUCUUGGUCUCUGGCCCCGUGAAGCGUUCGUCCUUGGAAGUAUUAUCCACUGCGUCCCAGGCGCUUGGUAUUCCUAUGCUGUAUAUGCGCUCCGUUGGAUUCUACUCCAUCUUCUCCCUCCAGGUCCCUGCCGUGUUUCCUAUAGUAGAGACCCAUCCAGAUCCAGAGACCACCCAGGAUCUCCGUCUUCUCAAUCCCUGGCCGGAAUUGACGGCGGCUGGUGCUAGUAUUGGCAAUCUAGAGACUCUUGAUGACCAUCAGCAUGGCCACGUGCCGUACACACUCUUACUCCUUCACUAUUUGGAGAAGUGGAAGGAGUCGCAUGAUGGAAAGGUUCCCUCGGACUAUAAAGAGAAAUCGGAAUUUAGAGAGUUUGUCCGAUCCAGCACCAGAACAAACAACCCUGAAGGCGGCGAAGAGAAUUACGACGAGGCCGUGGCUGCUGUCCUGAAGUCCCUGAACCCGUUUCGCUUGAGCAGCUCUACCCGAGAGAUAUUCGAGAUGGAAGAGUGCAAGCAUCUGACGGCGGAGUCCGCUGAUUUCUGGAUCAUUGCAUUCGCAGUACAUGAGUUCUACCAGAAGCAUGGCGUUCUCCCUCUCCCGGGCUCGCUCCCCGACAUGAAAGCCCAAUCUGCCGACUAUGUCACGCUACAGAAUGUCUACAAGUCCAAGGCCCGGAAAGAUGUCGACGAAGUCACGGAGAUUGUCAGAAACAUUGAGGCCCAGCUAGGACAACGUCCGAUUCAAAUCUUGGAGAAGGACAUUGAAGUCUUCUGUAAGAACGCCUCUCACAUCAAGGUUAUCCAUGGACGAGGCAUUCCUAUUCUGAAUGGAGAGGCCCAAACCACCCUCAAGGUUGUUCGUGGCCAACUCGACAACUCCGAAUCACUCAUCUCCAUUUUCCUCGCUUUCCAGAUUUUGGAUAAUGUUGUCACUGGAAUUCAAGAAGGGGAGUAUCCCGCAGAGGCCCUGAAUGAUGAUGCUGUGUGGAAUUCCGAAAUUGAUCGCGUCCUGGAUACGGUUACUGCGGGUGAAACUGCGACUGUUGACGACGCCAUCCGGACGGGGAUCCGCAACGCCACGCAAGAGCUGCGGAGAACCGAGGGCGGCGAGUUGCACAAUAUCUCCUCUCUUUCUGGUGGACUCGUGGCUCAGGAAGCGCUCAAGGUACUCACGCGACAAUAUGUGCCCUUGGAUAAUACGUGCAUCUUCGACGGCAUCCGCAGCCGCAGCGACAUGUACAAGCUGUGAUGCAGUGUUUUUUGUAACCACCAGAGGUUCUGGUGGACCAUAAUGAAAUAUUGAUGAUAUGAAUUGAUGAUUUCUGGAGAUGAACAAUUCCUUUUAUAAUAGUAUUUUUUUUUUGUGGGCCAUAUUUACUAGUUAGAACCGGCUCAGACUCUGUAAGUCGAAAUAUAUAUAUAUAUAUCUAUAUAUAAUAUAUUCUGAGAGGGG
Molecule: messenger RNA, 1997 nt
Organism: Aspergillus ochraceoroseus IBT 24754
Lineage: Eukaryota; Fungi; Ascomycota; Eurotiomycetes; Eurotiales; Aspergillaceae
Product: NEDD8-activating enzyme E1 regulatory subunit
Exons: 2
Coding region: 114-1793 (559 amino acids)
Biological process (GO): protein neddylation
Cellular component (GO): cytoplasm
Molecular function (GO): NEDD8 activating enzyme activity
Source: RefSeq, a predicted model, not a curated record